This is a messenger RNA of Cryptotermes secundus, 2081 nucleotides long. RefSeq lists its product as uncharacterized. The record is from RefSeq and is a predicted model, not a curated record. The transcript has 12 exons. Lineage: Eukaryota; Metazoa; Arthropoda; Insecta; Blattodea; Kalotermitidae. The coding region runs from base 37 to 2004 and encodes 655 amino acids.
CAAAUUAUUUCAAUAACUUCUAUAAGUUACAAAUAGAUGUAUUACCGCAUAGAACUGUUCAUAAAUAUUACAACUCCUAUGUACAGUUUACUAGUGAACAGUAAAAAUGAGCAAGACACUUUGAAUGCAGAUAUGAAGAUACCUGGAUUAAUACUACUAAUGGGACUGCUGAAGUUGUCUGCAGGUGAAGAUGAAAGGCAUGCCUUGUUCUUCCAUACAGGGUCACUAGACCCUGUUGACAACUUUUCUCCUGAUCUCGAUGAUGCAGAAGGCAGACAUAUUCGACAAACAGAAUUAACAGUGAGGUCAAUACUGGAAUGGCUGCAGGGGAGGUACACCCAGCCCUCGAGGAAAAUUCAAAGGAGUUCCAGUCGCCAGGAAGCAUCAGCAUCGCAGCCAUCGCGACAAUAUUUGCCUGUACCUGAACAGCCGUCAACAGAGAGACCAAGACCGUUCCAACCAAGCCCGACAUUGCCUCCUACUCUUCCCCCAAGCUCCCCCCCAGAACCACCCAGUAUCACUUAUUUUCCUGCCCAGCCAUCUCCACCGUCAACACAGCCACCACCAAGCCCAAGUUACCCUCAGCCGGUACCUCCAAGUCCAAGCUACCCUCAGCCUACCCCUCAACCCUUACCACCCAGUACACAGUAUCCAUUUCCUUCAUCAGAGACGCCGACUGGCUAUCCACAAUCUCAGCCACCUCAUCCUCCCUUCCCUCCUAGUUCUCGGCCAGAAACAGAGCAUCAGCCCCCAUCAUCAACACUGCAGCCCCCUGGUGAGGUGCCAUACCCAAUACCAUCAACAACUCAACCGCCAGGACUUAUUCCAGAAGCUGGGGGCGAUCAACAGGUUAUAAUUGGUACAGAAACCAAUGAAAUUGAGGGAAACCAUCCCCCACACAUACACAACAUUGAAGUGGAGUGUGCAAAAGACCAGAUGACAAUAAAUUUGGAGUUCAACAGAGAAUUUAAUGGUGUAAUCUAUUCUAAAGGUUUCUACAGGGAUGAGUCAUGCCGAUACGUGCAUGAGGGUACUGGACAGACUCGGUACUCAUUCACGGUGCGUCUCAAUGCAUGUGGUACCCAGUUCAUAGACCAGUUCAGAGAAGGGGGUCAAGCUUAUCUUGAAAACGUGUUGGUGCUUCAGAAUGAACCAGGCAUUCAGGAGGUAUGGGACACUGUGCGCAGAGUGCGUUGUCUGUGGGAAGGCAACAUCAGGGAAUCACUGUCAGUCUCGCUUGCUGUUGGAAUGCUUAACCAAGAGAUUGUUACAUUCAGUGGCGAUACAGCUGUUGCACACCUUGACAUACAGAUGGGGCGUGGACCAUUUGCUCCAACAGCCAAUGGACUGGUGACGAUUGGUGAAACCAUGACACUUGUGGUGACUGUGGAAGGUGAUCCAGGCUUUGAUAUUCAGGUGCGAGAUUGUGUAGCAAAGGAUGCAUCCUCUGUCAAUGUGCUAAAGCUCACUGAUGAAAGAGGCUGUGUACUGCGUCCCAAACUUAUUGGGGCAUUCCAGAAAACGAGGGAGACUGGUGCAUCUGGAGCAUCCAUCAUUGCUUACGCCUUCUUCCAGGCGUUCAAGUUUCCAGAUGUGAUGGACCUAACACUGGAGUGCAAUGUUGAGCUGUGCAAGACGGACUGUGAGAGCUGUCCAUUGCAAGGACAGAACAUUGACCCUGCCCGAAGGAGGAGGCGUGACAUAUGGGUCAACAAUUCAACCCUUGGUGACCCUGUCAGAGUGUUCCGAACAUUCAGGGUCAUAACUCCAGAUGAUCUUGAUGAAGCCGUCAGUGCUUCCACCAUUGUGAAUGUCGGAUCUGAAAUUGAAGGAGUCUGCUUAUCGCUGCCCGGUUUCCUGCUCGCUGUAAUAUUUCUGCUGUCAGUCCUUGUGGUCUCUUCUCUUCUCUGCACCUAUUUCUGGCUUAAACUGCAGAGAAGUAUAAAAUCGCUUGAAAGCUCCAAGACCGUGCAUCUGGAGGCAUUCCCAGUCUCUAAAGCUUGAAAAACACGAGUUUUGGUUGGUUUGACUGUCGAUGUAAUCCUGUACUGUGAACAUGCCAGAGUCGCUUGCUGAAAAUG